This is a messenger RNA of Ipomoea nil (Japanese morning glory), 2711 nucleotides long. RefSeq names its product nuclear pore complex protein NUP1-like. Gene Ontology annotation, biological process: nuclear membrane organization. The record is from RefSeq and is a predicted model, not a curated record. Bases 161 to 2401 code for a protein of 746 amino acids. NCBI's taxonomy places the organism in Eukaryota, Viridiplantae, Streptophyta, Magnoliopsida, Solanales, Convolvulaceae. The transcript has 8 exons. Gene Ontology annotation, cellular component: nuclear envelope.
UUUCUUUGACUUCUGGAUACUCCAAAUAACAGCAGAGAAGAGCUUCGUUCUGUCAAAAGAGAUUUUGUUUUUAUUUUUUUUUUUAAUUCAAAAAUAGAAUUAACAGCUCCGUCGCUGAGACUUUGCCGUGAGAGAGAGAGAGAGAGAGAAAGAGACAAAGAUGGAGGCGAAGACGGCGGUGGCGGCGGCGGCGGAGCCGCUAUACAACGGUAGGGACGGGGAGAGAGGCGGCGGAGGGAAGUUCAAGAAGCCGCCGUCAAGGAAGCCACCUGCGAGUCCCUACGCCCGACCACUAGCUGUGCCGGCGAGACGCGGCGGAUGGUUAGCGAAACUCGUUGAUCCAGCCUACCGACUAAUCUCCGGCGGCGCCACUAGGAUCAUCCCCUCAUUCUUAACCAGGGCCCCCCCUCUUCUUCCUGUCGCCGAAAGCAACGAUACAGAAGAUGAGGAGGUGAUACUGAGUGCAAAGGAUGAAGAGAAGUGCACUUCAAGUUCUGUAAUAUUCAAAUCUACUGAAAGGAAGGAUCCUAAUGAACUAUUAGAUAAAGAGAAGAGAAUGUCUCAAGAUGAAAAGCUGGGGCAGAUACAAGACAACUCACAUGAUGAUUCUGAGAUUUCCAGAAUUGAGCAGCUGAUGAAAGGGAAAACAUUUUCUAGGGAGGAAAUAACUCGUUUGACUGAGAUUUUGAAAUCGAAAAUUACCGAUGAGCAAGAAAAGGAGAAACCAAGCAUGACAGUGGAAAGAGACACUGAAGAGGUUCUUCUUCUGCAUGACACGCCAAGAAGAUUAACAGAAAGAAGACAGGAAGAUGUGAACAGAGCUCUACUUGGACCUUUGACACCCCUGCCCCAAAGAAAUGUGCAAGAUGAAGUUGGUGCUUCACCCAUAGAUGUUGCAAGAGCUUAUAUGGGAAGCAGAAUGCCAGAUCAAAGCCCUGGGCCUCAUUUUCUAACCAAGGAAAAACGAGAUCCAGAAAAUGCAUAUAAAUCAUAUCUUGCAUUGCCUUCAUCAAAACCAGAACCUUGUUGGCCUGGUAGCAUGGUGCGGGAGCAGCAGGGCUACAGUACACCACAGAAUCAGAGAAGCAGAUUUGGGCUCCAUGAUUUUCCCAGGACUCCAUAUUCUAGAACUUUAUUAUCGAAGUCUAGAACCAAGCCACAAGGUGAUAGCAGGUGCCUUGACCUUUCUGCAAAGACUUUUCAACAGUCUCAAAUGUCUACAUAUGGGCAGGUGAGGACAAAGAAUGAUGUGUUUGAAAGCAGUUAUGGAUCAGUUGGACCUAUACGGAGAAUGCGUAAUAAACUCGGAUCAGAAACCCAACCCAGAAAAUCCAUUUUCCAGAAUCCUUCCAAAGGUGCCUCACCAAUUGAAAAACCAUUUGCUCCUAAAAUGUUCUUGCCUGCUGUCGGAACGGAUAAGGGAAUUGAUGAAACCAUUAGGACUUCAAAGUCCAACAUAGUAGACCAUGCUGUUCCAACUGAGACAACUAGAAUAAUACUAGACCACUUUAGCAGGCACAAGCCCACACCGAGAGAGAAGGCAGAUGAACUGAAGCUGGCUACUGAUUGGAAGAAGAAACCUUCCUGGGCUGACGUCUCUGAUGCAAGACCAAAUGGGAGUGUCAACCUUCCACUUUUCAGAGAAUCUCAAGUCCUAAAGACAACGGAGUUGGGAACCACAACAUCUUUUAAGGGUGGAGAUAACGGGAAAGGCAUUGUUCAGAUGAAUUCUGAGGAUAGUAGUUUAGGUGUAGUAGAUAAAGCUACCACUGAUGUGAAUACUAGAGCUCCUGUCUUGAAGACUGAUGCCAAUGCUGGGCCUUCGUUGUUCUCCCAGAAUACUGAUUCACAAUUCAAGGGUUUCGUUACUGAUUCCAGUGUCCCUAGUUCUCAUCAGGGCUCGAUAGGCACUAAUAUCGGACCAAGAGGGACAGUACCAAACUGGCCUUUUCAACAACAGAGUAAUGGGCAGAAUGUCUCCACAUUAUCCAGCUCGUUAAGCUCUAAGCCAGCAAAAGAAUUGCCAGCACAUACCUCUGGAACAAAACCAACCUUGCCAGCUAUUGCCAUCAGUAAGCCUGAUCUUGGACGCAGAAUUUUCUCUGAUAAUGGCCUUGGAUUCACUUUCCCAGUUCCUGUAUCAUCUGGUACGCUCUCUGAACCACCAACACCCUCAAUGCCAUCUUCCGCCACAAAGGUUGCCUCAAACCCAGAAGAGCCAUCUUCUGCUGUUCCUUCUUACAGCUUUGGCAUGAAGAAAUCUUCACCGCCCCUUGUCUUCUCUUUCCCGUCUACAAGCAGUACACCUCUCCAUACUGAUCCUUCAGAUAUUAAGUUCAACUUUGGGACAGAUGGGAAGCCAAGGUUAUCAUUCAGCGCCGCAGGUAAAACCAUCUGUUAGUGAAGACUCUAGCUGCAUGACUUUGAGAAGAAAUCUAAUUUUUUUUUUUUUCCAACUUUUAUGAAAAAUACUUUAGUUACUCCAUAUUAGUUGGCUUUCUUUCCAUAUAUUUUUUUCAAGGAAAAUCCUAUUCAUAGUCUUUCUUUUUCCAUAAAAAUCAGGGAAUAUAGGGAUUUGAGAUCAGCAAUGUCCUCUAGGACCUCUUCUUCUAGGGGCCUUAAUAUUCCAAUAUAUAAAUGAGAAUUGUUGUUUCUUUAGCUGUGGGAACAUACCUUGUUGGACAUGUGAUAUACUACAUGGUUUCGUGUGA